Messenger RNA from Triticum turgidum subsp. durum (durum wheat), 390 nucleotides. The record is from the annotation of a GenBank genome assembly. NCBI's taxonomy places the organism in Eukaryota, Viridiplantae, Streptophyta, Magnoliopsida, Poales, Poaceae.
AUGGCAGUGUCCUGGACACGAGUAUUGAAGAGUGGAGUUAUUCCAAGAGACGCAACUCAAUUGGUUGGGACAAGAGGCUUUGCCGUUGUGGCCAAGGGAAAGAAGGACGGAAAAGGUGGCGCGGCUGAUGCUAAACCUGUGCCCAGCAAAGAAAUGAAGAGCACACGUGUGUUUGGGGUGAAUAUCCUGAAGGAGGGUUCUGACCCGAAUAUCCAACCAGACUCUGAGUGCCCUGGCUGGCUGUGGCACAUGAUCGACAAGCAUCUGGUGCUGAGCGAGCUUCGGAGGAAAGAUGCCAAGACGCUGCCCUAUGAAGACCAGAAGCGUUUCGUCAAGCUGGACAACCGGACUCGGAUCAAGGAGAACAAUGCUCUCACAGCUAAGAACUGA